This is a messenger RNA of Cynara cardunculus var. scolymus (artichoke), 808 nucleotides long. RefSeq lists its product as uncharacterized. The record is from RefSeq and is a predicted model, not a curated record. The coding region runs from base 41 to 673 and encodes 210 amino acids. The transcript has a single exon. Lineage: Eukaryota; Viridiplantae; Streptophyta; Magnoliopsida; Asterales; Asteraceae.
UCAUACCAAUGUCAUCCGAUUCACAAUUUCCCCCACCGUUAUGGAGAAUCAUCGCCGGCAGAAAGCACAUUCCACCGGAGAUAUGUUCACUUUUCCCGCCAUUUCACAAGACAUUGACUUCGAUUCGGAGUUAGCCGAUCAAUUGUUCUCCAAUGGCAAGUUCCUCCUUCACGCUUUUCCUGUUCAGCCAGCGAGUUUCUCAAUUCCGAGAUCCACGAUUUUGAGCAGAACCAGUAGUAUCAGCAGCAAAGGAUCGUUGAUGUCUUCUCGAAGUAAUAGCACAAACAGUCGCAGCAGUAGCAGUAAUAGUAGUUGCAGCAGCGCGAGAACAAGCACUAGCGAAGGUUCGUAUCGGAGGAAGUUAUCGUCGAUCAAUCAAGCCAGAUCUGUUGAAAUCAAAACGAAGAGCAACACGAGCGGUAGAUUUCCGAAAAAGGAAGGUCAAAAUCGACAGUAUUGUAACAGUUAUGGCCGUUCUCAGAGAUGGCAGUUUAUUGCGCCGGUUCCGGUGUUGAAUCGCCGGAACUCUUUGAAGAAAAGGAAGGGAGGUAACGGGAAGCAAGACUGUGGUGUUAGAAAAGGGAUUUGCCGGAGGUUUUUGGGGUGGCUUGUGUCGACAUGCCAAGAGUGCCAUGCGAUUGAACCUUCAAAGAGAUUGAAAGUGAGUAUGUGAUUACGAUAAUUUCUUAUUAUUGCUUGAUUCUCUCUUUUGAUAAUUCAUGGUUUGAUUCUGUGAUUCAUGUCGUUUCUUUUCUUCGUCUAAAUUUGGGUUUUGAGUUUGAUUAUUGCAAUGGAAUUAUUCAACCUG